AUGCUGUUGAAAUUCAUGUACAUAUAUGGAAUAGGCUGUGGUCUGAUGCCUGCUCCUCUGAAGAAAGGACAGUUUCUUUUGGGAUAUAAGCAGAGAUGGUACCUCAUCUAUACGGCCUGCCUGCACGGCGGUCUACUGACCGUCCUGCCCUUCACAUUUCCCCACUACAUGUACGACGACAGCUACAUGAGCAGCAAUCCAGUCCUGAAAUGGACAUUUAAUCUAACCAACAUCACCCGUAUUAUGGCCAUGUUUUCGGGCGUUCUCCUGAUGUGGUUCAGAAGAAAAAGGAUCUUGAAUUUGGGUGAAAACUUAAUACUUCACUGUCUUAAGUGCAAAACACUGGAUAAUCGUUCUAAGAAGUAUUCUAAAUUGCGGAAAAGAGUUCGAAAUGUACUUUUCCAGAUGUUACUCGUCGCAAAUCUCAGCAUUCUGCUGGGGGCUUUAAUUUUGUUUAGAAUUCAUUCAGUACAAAGAAUUAGUAAAACUGCAAUGAUUGUAGCCCAUAUUACACAGUUUAUAUAUGUGGUCUUUAUGAUGACGGGAAUAUGUGUGAUCCUAUUAGUUCUCCACUGGCAAAGUGAGAGACUUCAAAUAGCACUCAAGGACUUGUGCUCCUUUCUUAAUCAUGAAGAACGCAACUCCUUGACUUUAUCAGAAAACAAGGCCAAUAGAUCCCUCGGAAAAUUGGCUAAGCUCUUUAAACUUUUUGCGGAAAAUCAGCGAUUAGUCCGAGAAGUUUUUCGAACCUUUGACUUGCCCAUCGCCCUUCUUUUGCUGAAAAUGUUUGUUACAAACGUGAAUCUGGUUUAUCAUGGAGUGCAAUUUGGCAACGAUACCAUAGAAACCUCAAGUUACACAAGAAUCGUGGGACAGUGGGUGGUGAUUUCUCAUUACUGGAGUGCUGUUUUGCUCAUGAAUGUUGUGGAUGACGUGACGCGGAGAAGUGACCUGAAAAUGGGAGACCUCCUGCGAGAAUUCAGUCAUCUGGAGCUGGUCAAAAGGGACUUUCAUUUGCAGCUGGAACUUUUCUCGGAUCACCUUCGUUGUCAUCCGUCAACGUAUAAGGUCUGUGGACUAUUUAUUUUCAAUAAGCAAACGAGUUUGGCUUAUUUUUUCUAUGUGCUGGUUCAAGUUUUGGUGCUUGUACAAUUUGAUUUAAAAAAUAAAGUUGAAAAAAGAAAUUAA
Drosophila melanogaster (fruit fly) is the source of this 1188-nucleotide messenger RNA. RefSeq names its product gustatory receptor 58a (gene Gr58a). The record is from RefSeq and is marked reviewed. The coding region runs from base 1 to 1188 and encodes 395 amino acids. Gene Ontology annotation, biological process: detection of chemical stimulus involved in sensory perception of taste; sensory perception of taste. NCBI's taxonomy places the organism in Eukaryota, Metazoa, Arthropoda, Insecta, Diptera, Drosophilidae. Gene Ontology annotation, cellular component: plasma membrane; membrane. The transcript has 2 exons.